AUGACGAAGCUGGACGCUUACUUUACGCCAGCAUUGAACGUGUUUCACCAGAGGACCAUCUUCGAACAGUGCGUCCAUCUUCCAGGAGAGUCCGUGGAAGAAUUUGUUCGGAAACUUCACGCAGCAGCGAAGUUCUGUGACUUUGGUGACCAGAAGGACAACAGAAUUCGAGAUCGCCUCGUGGCUCACAUUCUGGAUCGUCAAGUCGCCAAGGAGUUGCAGCUGAUUGAGCCCGCAAAACUCACCCUCACGGACGCAGUUCUCAGGGCCAGGCAGGCCGAGAAAAUUUCCGGAGACGUUGCAGCGCAAGCCGCCAGGCCGCAGGUCAAUGCUGCAUCCCGCUUUGGAGGAAAGCAGCAAGAUGCAAGGAGUCGCCGCCAGCGCAGCGGCGUUCCGUCGAAGCCUGCACCAACGCCGUCCACGCAGAGGAAGAGCGGCACUGCAGCUUCAACAUGUCCGUGGUGUGGCCACGCUGGUUCGCACAAGAGUAACCGUUGUGCGUGUCCUGCGUUUGGUCGCAAGUGUAAUUCAUGCGGCAAGCAGGGCCACUUCGCCGCCGUCUGUCUUUCCACUCCAGCAACCACGCGUGGUGCCAGAGCUGUCGAAGAUGAAUCGCUCGCGUCCCCGUCGCCAUUCAUGGGUGGUGUUGCAGAGCUGUCAUCCAACGCCAGUCCUUCCCAGUCCAGCGACGCCUGGUCAAAUCUCGUACAACGCCCUGUACUCACACCAUCCACUACCAAACUCCUUGGUCCAUCUGGUGCACCUCUAUCCAUCAAGGGUCAGUUCACUGCAGACACCAUGCACAAGAGUGAACUGUUCUCUAUGGAGAUCGUAGUUAUCGAUGGUCCUGGAUCUACCAACCUGUUGAGUCGCAGAGACUGCCUCCGACUUCGCCUGAUCCAGCGUUUAGAUGCAGCAGAAUCGUGUACCAGCAAGCCAGCACAGCCCAUCGGUUGUAUGGUUGGGCCCCCAGCUGAUAUCAAGCUCGUGGACGACGCCACGCCGUACCACUGUGGUGUUGCCCGCCGUGUGCCUCUGCCUCUACAGGACAAGGUCACAGAAGAGCUCGCACGUAUGGAGGAAAUGGGCAUCAUCGUCCGGGAAACGAGUCCCUCUGACUGGUGCUCUCCUAUGGUGCCGGUUCGUAAACCUAAUGGUCGCGUACGGAUCUGCGUAGACCUAAAGAAGCUGAACGACAACGUGAAGCGCGAGCACUUCCCUCUUCCGACAGUUGAGGACACACUGGCUAGGCUCGCCGGAUCUACUGUCUUUUCCACGCUGGAUGCCAACAGCGGCUUCUGGCAAGUGCCUCUCACGGAGUCUGCAUCCAAGCUGACCACGUUCAUCACGCCUGUGGGUCGGUUCCGAUUCCUCCGGAUGCCAUUCGGUAUAACCUCUGCACCGGAAAUCUUCCAGCGACGCCUGCAGGACUUCCUCUCCCACGUCAAAGGUUCCGAGGUAUUCAUGGACGACGUUCUGGUCCACGCCGCUAACGAAGCUGAACACGACCACCGGCUGGACACAACGCGCCAGGUCCUUGCCGACGCAGGCAUCACUCUGAACCCCGACAAAUGCCACCUCAAGCAGUCGUCAGUCAAGUACCUGGGACACAUCGUCAGCGGGUCCGGUGUGAAACCCGACCCCAGCAAAGUCUCCGCCAUUGACGACCUCAAGGAGCCUACGAAUGUUCCUGAGCUUCGCCGUGCCUUAGGUCUCUUCACCUACGUCGCCAGAUUCAUCCCGGAAUUGGCUACGAUCUCAGCGCCCCUCCGUCAGCUCCUGCACACCGACACUGAUUGGUUCUGGGACUCCCCGCAGCAGGACGCGUUCCGUCGGCUGAAAGAGCUCGUCGUUUCAGCCCCGUGCUUAGUGCACUAUGACCCCAAGCGUCCCAUCAUGGUCAGUGCCGAUGCCAGCAGCUAUGGCAUUGGUGGUGUUCUGCUCCAGAAGCACGAUGGCGACUGGCGCCCAGUAGCCUACGCCUCCCGUUCCCUGACCAAGACGGAACAAGGCUACGCGCAGAUCGAAAAGGAAUGCCUCGCAGCGGUGUGGACGUGCGAGAGGUUAGACCAGUACCUCUUCGGCGCUCCCAGGUUCAUCGUGCAGACGGACCACAAGCCGCUAGUGCCACUGAUCAACACCAGAGACCUGGACAAGGUCCCCAUCCGAUGCCAACGAAUGCUGCUCCGCUUCCUCCGGUACGAAGUCCAAGCCAUACACGUUCCCGGCAAGGAUCUGGUGGUGGCUGACACGCUUUCACGAGCGCCAGCAUCGGCAUCAGUUGACAACGUUCUGCAAGACGACAUCGGCAUGGUUUUAUCAACCACUGCCGAAGAUCUCACAAGUCCAUCCGUUCUCGCCGACCUAGCCAAGGCUACGUCUGAAGAUCCCGUGUUAUCCAGUGUGAUGCGCUACGUCAUCCAUGGCUGGCCUGCUACCGUCCCUGACGACAUCAAGCCGUUCCAUCGUGAGCGAGGCCAGUUGUCUCACAUGCAAGGUGUAUUGUGCCACGGCUUUCGCCUGGUUGUUCCGUCCGUGCUACAGCCUGAGAUCCUCCAGAAGCUGCACGAUGGUCACCAAGGUGCCACGAAGAGUAAAGCCCGUGCCCGCUUCUCGUCAUGGUGGCCAGGUAUCUCUGCCGACAUCGAGGCGUACGCCGCCAAGUGCACUACCUGUAUCAAGCAGCGUCAUCAGUCUCCAGAGCCUCUUCAGACAACUCCGUUCCCCGAGCGUCCGUGGCAGCGUAUCGCAUCGGAUCUCUGUGAUGUCGACGGCCGCCAGUACCUGAUUACUGUCGACUAUUUCUCCCGUUACAUUGAUGUCGCUUGUCUCUCAUCGACUACGUCACGGGCCGUCAUUACUCAUCUGAAGAGCAUAUUUGCUGCCCACGGCUAUCCGGACAUCUUCGUCAGCGAUAACGGGCCACAGUUCGCUUCCGACGCCUUUGCACAGUUUAUGUCGUCGUGCAACAUCACGCAUCGGACCAGCAGCCCGAAGCACCCUCAAAGCAACGGCGAAGCAGAACGCGCUGUGCAGACUGCCAAACGACUCAUCCGUGCGCCAGGUGAUCUACAGCAGUCCCUCUUAGCGUAUCGCUCCACACCCCUGGCCAACGGCUAUUCGCCCGCCGAACUCUUGUACGGCCGCAGGCUCCGCACGAAUCUUCCGUGCCCACCUGAUCUCCUGCAACCCUCCUGGCCAGACAUCACCGCUCUCCGGGCCAAGGAGCAGGAGGCUAAGCAUCGGCAAGAAGAUCACUUCGAUCAACGCUUCGCAGCAAAGUCGCUCUCCCCUCUGCCACUGGGAGCGAAAGUGUGGGUCGACGACAAGCGCGAGGGUACAGUGGUUGAGCAACUCACCGAUCGCUCCUACAACAUCGCCACCUCAUCCGGUCUUCUGCGCCGAAACCGCCGUGCAGUGAAGUUGCUCCAGCCAGUGACUCCUCCCGGACCGGUGCCAGCAGUACCACCGGCCGCGCUAGUCCCGCAACAACAGCCUGUGCCUACGUCACAGCCAACUCUCCGUGCUCGCAACAACAUCCAGCCACCGCAGAGAUUGAUCGCUACCAUAUAA
Sycon ciliatum is the source of this 3573-nucleotide messenger RNA. RefSeq lists its product as uncharacterized. Gene Ontology annotation, biological process: DNA integration. The transcript has 2 exons. The record is from RefSeq and is a predicted model, not a curated record. Gene Ontology annotation, molecular function: zinc ion binding; nucleic acid binding. Lineage: Eukaryota; Metazoa; Porifera; Calcarea; Leucosolenida; Sycettidae. The coding region runs from base 1 to 3573 and encodes 1190 amino acids.